AUGACUACAAAUAUUCCUCAAACAGCUCACAACGAUGUGAUUACUCCCCUUCUUACCGAUCACUAUUAAAUAACCAUGUGUUAUUCAUAUUUUUCAAACAAUAGACAUAACCAAGAAGCUGCUUUUGAAAUGUUCUUUAGAAAAUGCCCCUUCCAAGGAUAAUACGCCAUUUUUGCAGGUUUGCAUGAAGUCCUCUCCUUUAUAGCCCAUUUUAAAAUUCCUAAGGAGCAUAUUGAAUAUCUAAAAACUCAAUUGCCUAAUGAUAAGCCAGAAUUCUUCGAAUGGCUCUAAAAUUUAGAUUGUUCAAAAAUAAAGCUUUUUGCAAUGGAAGAAGGUUCUAUCGUAUUCCCAAGAGAACCUUUAAUUAGAUUGUAAGGACCUAUAGGCAUUCUUUAGCUUUUAGAAACUCCUUUACUCAACAUAAUCAACUUUGCUACCUUGUUAGCUACUAAUGCAGCAAGAAUGAAAUAAGAAGCUGGUGAAAAGGCUGUUUUACUUGAAUUUGGUUUGAGAAGAGCUCAAGGUCCAGAUGGUGGACUUAUGGCUAGCCAAUAUGCCUACCUUGGUGGAUUCCAUGGAACUUCUAAUGUUCUAGCUGGCUACAAAUUUGGAAUUCCCAUUAGUGGUACUAUGGCUCAUUCAUUUGUAACUUCUUACAAUUCGCUAGAAUAAAUAAAAGAAUUUGAAAUAAAUGGAGUUCAAAUUAAGUAAACUGCUCUUGAAUACAGAAACGAAUUAGGAUAUGACCACUCUAAUGAAUCAGAACUUGCAGCCUUUUUAGACUAUGCAAGAACUAUGCCAAACAAUUUUUUAGCACUUGUGGAUACAUAUGAUACCCUUCAUAGUGGUGUUCCUAACUUUUUAGUUGUAUCAUUAGCUCUCAUAAAAGCAGGUAUAUAACCUAAGGGUAUCAGAUUAGACUCAGGCGAUCUUGCUAAGCUUUCUUUGGAAACAAGAAAAUUAUUUGACUUCGUUGGAUAAAAGUACUAAUUACCUUAAGUAAAAAACUUUAAGAUUGCUGCUUCAAAUGACAUCAACGAAGAUUCUUUGAAAGAACUUAACAAAAAAGGUCACUCAAUCGACGUUUUUGGAAUUGGUACAAAUUUAGUUACUUGCCAAAAGCAACCAGCAUUAGGAGGAGUUUACAAAUUAAUUGAUUUAGAGGGAGUACCUAAACACAAAUUAUCAUAAGAAUCUGAAAAAUCUACACUACCUGGUAAGAAAACCAUUUACAGAGUAUGGAAUAAUGGUGAUCCUCAUCCUUCUGCAGAUAUUAUAGCAAAAGAAGAUGAAGUGAUAAAAGUAGGCUAAUCGAUAACAGCAGUAAAUAUUAACAAUGGAAAUGAAAGGUUUAACAUAAAAGUUAGUCGUGUUGAAUAAAUCUCUUUAUUAUUUUGGAAUGAAGGUAAACUAGAAGUUCCUUACCGUUCAUUAUUAGAAUUAAGAGAAUAUAGUGAAAAAUAAAAAUAGAUUUUUAAUAAAAGCAUAUUAACUGAUAAAGCUAAAUACCCAGUUUUAGCAAGUUUACAAUACUACAAAUUCUUCUAAGAAUGUAAUGAAAAAAUAGUAGUUUCUAAGCCUUUCUAAUGA
Molecule: messenger RNA, 1590 nt
Organism: Tetrahymena thermophila SB210
Lineage: Eukaryota; Ciliophora; Oligohymenophorea; Hymenostomatida; Tetrahymenidae
Product: nicotinate phosphoribosyltransferase family protein
Exons: 8
Biological process (GO): NAD+ biosynthetic process
Molecular function (GO): nicotinate phosphoribosyltransferase activity
Source: RefSeq, a predicted model, not a curated record